AUUCAAUUAUUAUAAUCCAAUGAUGAAUUAUCCUAUAAUUCUUAUUAAAGUUAUGAUAUGAGUAAGUGUGAUGAAGAAUUAAAGACUAGUGAUUUAUUUAGAAGAAGGAGUGGCUCAAUAUUAAUUAAUCUUCAAAUUAGCUAAAAGACUGCAUAAUUGAGAAAUAAAGCAGCCGAUGGCUUUGAAAUACAUAUUUGUAUUGUUUAUAGUAUGAAUUAAAGAGGAAGGGAAGGAAAAAAAAGAUUUUGUUUUGAUUAAUACCUGAACAAAAAAAAGAUAUUUCGGAAUAAAUUCAGAAAUAGUUCUUAUAUUGAAGAGCAAUAAGAAAUUUGA
This is a messenger RNA of Paramecium octaurelia, 333 nucleotides long. The record is from the annotation of a GenBank genome assembly. NCBI's taxonomy places the organism in Eukaryota, Ciliophora, Oligohymenophorea, Peniculida, Parameciidae.